GAAAGCGUAAAGCCAAAGUUGGUGUGUGAGUUGUGACAGCACGGGCCAAGGGUGCAACGACUUCAGCUGCGGUCUGCGGAGGAGCGCGAGGCGAAGGCGACAGAGAAAUUGGAGGGGAUGACCCGGACCAGCGGUGCCCAAGCCCAACAUCCUCCGGCGACGGCGAGCGGCGACCGCCUCGCGGUCAUCGCGUCUCACUUAUCCCACUCUUGGCUCGGCACUCCGGCGCACAUGGCCGGCGAGAAGGAAGCCGCACUCGCCGCCGAGCCCGUGGACGGCCCCACCAUUGUUGAAAAAAGUAUCGGGAAGGAGAUCCCAUCUCAGGUGGUUUAUGAGGACCAAAAGGUCCUUGCAUUCAGAGACAUUUCACCACAAGCUCCCAUACAUAUUAUAAUCAUACCCAAGGUUAAAGAUGGGUUAUCCAGGCUGUUGAAGGCAGAAGAAAGGCACGUCGAGGUCCUGGGCAAUCUUCUGUAUGCUGCAAAGGUUGUAGCAAAGCAGGAAGGGCUUGGUGAUGGCUUCAGGAUUGUCAUCAACGAUGGGCCCGAAGGAUGUCAAUCUGUGUAUCACCUCCACGUCCAUCUUCUCGGGGGACGGCAGAUGAACUGGCCACCUGGGUGAGUUGGUGUUGCAGUUUCCACAAGAGCAAUUUAGAAAUUACACGUCUGGAAUUCACUUACUACUGCGGUAAGAUGCAUAUCGUCCUGUGCACUGGAGCCUGCGUUGUUAUCUGAGCCAAUGCUGACAGCGUACAGACGCGAAGGACUCCAUGGACAUGUAUAAUCGUUGGCAAAGGUUAACAGACCAUCGAAAUGGUUUCGUCAAGUGCUGUAAUUUGUUAAGCAUGGUAGAUGGAGAACGGCGGAGCUCACCCCCAUGAUUCUGUAGGCUAUGCGGAGCUCACCCGUUCCCCUCGCUUCUCAUUUUUCUCGCCCGCGGUAAAAACAGAGGAUUACCGCGUGGUAAAUGGUAUUAGUGGUUUUGUAAGCUCAUUUCAUGAACUCCUCUGUUUCUCAAUCAUAUGUGAUUCUCUCC
This is a messenger RNA of Panicum hallii, 1035 nucleotides long. RefSeq names its product 14 kDa zinc-binding protein-like. Bases 118 to 621 code for a protein of 167 amino acids. Gene Ontology annotation, biological process: purine ribonucleotide metabolic process; sulfur compound metabolic process. Gene Ontology annotation, molecular function: adenylylsulfatase activity. The record is from RefSeq and is a predicted model, not a curated record. Lineage: Eukaryota; Viridiplantae; Streptophyta; Magnoliopsida; Poales; Poaceae. The transcript is spliced from 5 exons. Gene Ontology annotation, cellular component: cytoplasm.